Zeugodacus cucurbitae (melon fly) is the source of this 3289-nucleotide messenger RNA. It is a transcript of the gene gol, whose product is annotated as E3 ubiquitin-protein ligase goliath. NCBI's taxonomy places the organism in Eukaryota, Metazoa, Arthropoda, Insecta, Diptera, Tephritidae. The transcript is spliced from 10 exons. The coding region runs from base 1154 to 3049 and encodes 631 amino acids. The record is from RefSeq and is a predicted model, not a curated record.
AGAGUGCAUGAAUGUAGAAGGUAGCAGACCGUCAGUUAGCUAGCAAGGCAGUGAAGUAGCGCUGCGCCAGGCACCAAGUCACUACAAUCAGUUGCUUUUCGUAUCUACAACGAGUUGGUGGUACACACUUGACGUGUUCGCGGUUAAUUUAACAGAAAAAAUCGAAAAAGAAUUUGAAAAAAAAAAAAUCGUGUUGUAAUUUAUUGUGUAUUUUUAUUGUAAUUCUAAUUGGAUGUGCACGCGCGCGUAUGUGUGUGUGUGUGCGGCACAUAGCACAUUAGAAUAAAUACAAAUUAAAUAAAUAGGAAAGCGAAAAGUGGAAAAAAGAAAUUAAUUCGAAAUAAAAAAAAUUUUAUUAAUUUACAUAUACGAAGUUUUUUGGAAGAAGUGCGAGUGGAAAGUGCGAAAAAGCAACUGCGCGCAGCGAAUCGAAGAAAACACACACACACACUGUGCCACUUGAAACCUGCUUAACCAAAAAUUAAUUUGAUUUUUUUUUGGAAAAAUCAAUAAUAACAACAAGAUACAACCAAUUAAAUCAAUUCCAACCAACAAUUGCAAAGCCAAAGGUGCAAGCAAAAAAUAAUAAAAACAAAUAAUAAAAAACAUAAAAUAAAAACAAAAAAAAAUCAAAAAAGUGAAAAUCAAAAUUUGAGUUAAGAACAACUGUAAAUGUUGCAACACAUAACAGCUGUUGUAUUCAAGGUGCUAAUUUUUCACUUAGCUACUAAAUUAUUGGGAACUUAGUUCGAGUACACUUGCGGCAUUCGAUGACGAGAGGUGUGUCGACGACGAAGUACACGUCCCAGCAAUCGAGCAGAAAACGUUAAAUACUUGUACUACGGUAGCGACGACAAGCGUGUCUGCUUAAAUAACAAAAGUGAUUUCAAAUCAAAAUCAAAUGUGCAAACGAAAAGUGGCGACGUGCAAAAGCGUAACGAAACGUCUGGAAGCGUAGCACUACAAAAAAAUAGCAACAAGAAAUAAUAAAAAAAAUUACUAAAAAACGCAAAGAAGUGUUUCCAAAAAGAGAACGGUGCAUAUAGCAUAAAUACAUACAUACAUACAUAUAUAAUCACUUCGUGUAAAUAGGAGCUGCGUAACGCUCCAACCCAAAAAAAAAAACAUCGCCAUCAUAGCAACUCAACUGAAAAUGUGUUCUAAGGAGUUGCUGCUCUUAGCAUGCCUCUUCCUGCUCGGCGGUCUGCGUUUGACCUCGACAACAACAACCACCACCUUCGUGGCGGCCAUGUCUAUAGCGAAUCAGGAUCUCGAUCGUUACUUCCGCACGGCGAACGGCACACAAAUGCUCGCCAAUGAGGAGCGUAUCAUCAUAGAUGUCUACAAUUAUGCCUAUUUGAAUUUCACCUAUUGGAAUGAGAAUGGUGAAAAGUGCAAAUUGGGCUAUAGUGAGGAGAAGGCACGCUAUGGUGAGGGUAAAGUGGGUAAUAGAGAGGGUAAACUAAUACAUAUUAGCAUGAUCGGCAAUGUAACGGACGAUACGGCUUGUUCGUCCAAGAUCGCCGGCACUAAUGGUGAGAGUUUACCACCGAAAGGUGUCGCCUGGAUUGCAUUGGUGAAGCGUGGCUUGUGCACAUUUGAGGAGAAGGUGAAACAUGUGUAUGAUCGUGGUGCGAGCGGUGUGAUCAUUUACAAUGAUAAACCAGUUAAUAAUUUGGAGAAAAUGCAGAUUAGAGAUCAACUACGCGAUAUAACAGCUGUGAUAACUUAUCUUGAUAUUGGUAUGGAAAUAGCGCGAAUCGUUGAUCAAGGAUUUCAAAUGGACGCCGCCAUCAUACAGGGCCGUUACGGUAGCCGACCAUUAAACACGCUAAACAAAACAUCAGUGCUGUUUGUGUCCGUUUCCUUCAUCGUACUGAUGGUGAUAUCACUGGUGUGGUUGCUGUUCUACUACAUACAACGCUUUAGAUAUCUGCAGACGAAGGAUCAGCAAUCGCGCCAAUUGUGUUCGGUGACCAAAAAGGCCAUCAUGAAAAUACCCACAAAGACGGGCAAGAGCAGCGACGAGAAGGAUAUGGACAGCGAUUGUUGCGCCAUCUGCAUUGAAGCGUACAAACCAUCCGAUUGCAUACGAGUAUUACCCUGCAAGCAUGAAUUUCACAAGAACUGCAUCGAUCCAUGGCUAAUUGAGCAUCGCACCUGCCCCAUGUGCAAGUUGGAUGUGCUGAAAUUCUACGGUUUUGUGUUUCUUGGCAGUGAGGAGAGUAUUUUAGAGUAUGAACCCGAACGCCCAGCGGUGGCUGCCUCGGAUACUGCAGGCGCCACUGCAGCAAAUGGUAAUCUCAGCGCCACAGUGCCAGCUGGCGCACAACGCAUCGGAGCGCUUGGCGAACUUAUACGCAGUCGUGAUUUCGUCAUUGACUUUCCGCGUAUUUUUGUGCUCGAGGCUGGCGCUGUUAGCGGCACACACGAGUCCUUAUUUCCCUCACGUCUGCCGGAGCGUUCACAGUCUUCGCUGUCGCUGGCGAAUGCCAAGGAUUGGAUGUUCGCGAUGACUAACAAACUGGACGAGCAGCAUGGGCUGCGACGCUUGCGGCGUGGUGUGGCACGCGACGGUAUGGAUGAGAAUCUUUUGUCCGUUUGCGCCGAGGCAGUCAAGAAGCGUCGUUCCCGCUCCGCCGAUGGUCGCUACUCGAGCAGCUAUUAUGCGCGACAGGCCAAACAAAUGCAAAACGAGCUGGAGUGCGGUUAUGCCGCUGAUGAGGAAGCUGUGGUGCGCGAUAAACCCGAGGAAGCCACUGCAUUGCGCCAUAAUUCCACUAUUUUGGAUCUAACCGAUGCUGUUUAUGCGCAAUCGCGUCAGCGCCAGCAACAAGUCACAUACGCUGAUCAGGAGCAUACCGCAAUGAAUGCGCGUCGCCGUUCGUCAAGACGCAGCAGUGAAAGGGAAAUACAAUUACAGGAGUUGCCAUAUCGUUCGCCGGUGACUAGCUUACGUGGCAGCCCAGCAGGUAGUCGCGAGUCAACGCCGCCUCUAGAUGUGUCUAUCACGAUUCAGGUGAACGGUGAAGGUGUCGAAUUUGAGUAGAAACAAAAGACUGGACUUCGAGUGGAUUAUGAGAACAUUGUUGUAAAGUAAAAAUUAUUUUAUUUCAUUUAGACACAUCUUCACAUUCAUACGCUGUCAUCAUUCCUUAACCUUAAAUUCAUUCUCACUGGUUACACUUCGCAAAAAAAAAAAGAAAAAAGGAACUGAAAAGUAAAUUAAAGAGUCCAGCAACGUGUAAAUGGAACUGUUAAUUUUAAAUAAAGAUUCAAAUAAAAAGGG